Molecule: messenger RNA, 351 nt
Organism: Penicillium macrosclerotiorum
Lineage: Eukaryota; Fungi; Ascomycota; Eurotiomycetes; Eurotiales; Aspergillaceae
Exons: 3
Coding region: 1-351 (116 amino acids)
Source: RefSeq, a predicted model, not a curated record
AUGGAGCUUUACAGCAUCAUAAUUGCGACUUCCGGGCUCAAAAGUGGCAGGAUCUUGGUGGUUCUGCGAUAUCUGAAGUUUUUGGUCUCUCCAUUUUCGUCCAAAGUGGACCAAAAACCCGCUCGGAUUCCCAAGAUGAUGGCUGUUGGAAGCUUCGAAGGCUCGAGCUUGCAUUGGCUGCCUUCGAGUCAAAGGUGGCUCGGAAACAUGUGGAAGCCAAUCAUAGGCAAGGCCAACAAAAAGCACCACACCCUCGAGAGUCAACAUCCCGUGUCCCAGAUCAAUGGGCGAGAGCGUGGAGCAUCAAACGUGGAGCGCCUGCAGGACAACCUGCAUGAUGAUGCUACAUAA